This is a messenger RNA of Xenia sp. Carnegie-2017, 2185 nucleotides long. RefSeq names its product steroid 17-alpha-hydroxylase/17,20 lyase-like. NCBI's taxonomy places the organism in Eukaryota, Metazoa, Cnidaria, Anthozoa, Malacalcyonacea, Xeniidae. The record is from RefSeq and is a predicted model, not a curated record. The transcript has 2 exons. Gene Ontology annotation, molecular function: iron ion binding; heme binding; oxidoreductase activity, acting on paired donors, with incorporation or reduction of molecular oxygen. Bases 199 to 1692 code for a protein of 497 amino acids.
CUGACACAGAGCAUUGCCAAAUUUGGGUAAUUCGCAUAAUUAUAUUCUACGACUAAACUAUUGCAUCAAUAUUACUCAGUAUAAAUUCUGUUUCUUGAGAUCUACGCUCAAAUCGUACUGUCAAACUUCAUGUUCACAUCCAACAAAGAAAACAAUAAAAGAAACGCAAGAGCAGAUACACAUUGAAGAGAAAUAAAAAUGAUAACUGAAGCUAUAGUAACCCUGCUUCUUUUCUGGAUAACAUGGCAUUUCCUCAAAACAUACUUAGAAAGACGGACCAUGCCUCCAGGACCAUGGCCUUAUCCACUAAUUGGUAAUCUUGCCAAUCUGGACUUGCAGUCUGGCAAACCUUUUAACAAACUCAGAGAAAAAUAUGGCGAUAUUGUUAGCGCCACGUUCACCAUACGAUCAGUAAUUGUUAGCAAUAGUUCUCUUGCUCGAGAAGCCCGCCUUGGCUUAAAUAUAAAUAUCACUGUUGAUAUCCUUGAAGAAAUCAUCUUUCCAAUGGAUUGUUUUGUAAGUGGAGACGAUAUUAUAAGUGGCAGGUAUGGAGAAAAAUACAUUUUCCGAAAAAGAGUAUUCAAGUCAGCAAUGCAUAUGUUUGGCGCGGGAAUAGACGCAGCGGAAAAGAGAGGAAAUCACGCAGUAAGAUCGACUAUGGAAAAGAUAUAUUCCUUAAAAGAUCAAACAUUUUCUCCUAAAGAUAUCAUAAGCUCAGCAAUAAUUGUUCAGCUUUGGCAGUGGCUUACCUCGGAAGAGCUACCACUCGACCAUAAUGUAAUCAAACUACUUCUUGAAUUCACAGAACUUGCAGCGAACGUGGAUUAUUUCGCCUCAAUGUUUUACAAAAAGAUACCAUUCUUUAAACUUCUCCCAGUUGAAUUUAGCAGGCGAAUAAAGAGAUCGCAAGCAAUAAAAUCCUCAGUUAUCACACCGGUGUUUAAUUCCCACCUGAAGACAUUCCAUGCUGGUGUAGUUCGUGAUAUGACAGAUAGUUUAAUCCAAGCUUAUAAGAAAGAAGAGUCAAAAACUUUUAAAAAAGAUAUUGGAUGUAUGCAAGAUAUUAAAGAACUAAUGAUUGAUGCCAUCGUUGCUGGUUCUGAUACAACAUCAUCAACAUUAUCUUGGCUUAUACUUUAUAUGGUAUUAUAUCCUGAAGUUCAAGAUAAAAUCCACGAUGAGCUUGACCAAGUGCUAGGGAAAGAUAAACAGCCCUCCUGGCAAGAUGUGACUCUUUUUCCCUAUCUGCAAGCUACAAUAUGCGAGGUCUUGCGCAGAGCAACUCCCGUUCCAAUAAUUGGAAGAAACACAACCAAAGACACAGUCAUCGGAGGAUAUCAUAUACCCAAAGGCACUCUUGUUCUUCUGGAUUUCUUUCAAAUUCACACAAAUGAACGCGAGUGGCCAGAACCUAACAGAUUCAAGCCUGAACGUUUUCUUUCCGAUGACGGAAAAUUUGUUGGUUGGACAAAACACAGUGCCUUUAUGCCGUUUGGUCUUGGAAGAAGAGAAUGUGCUGGCAUUGCGUUUGCAAAAAUCAUGUUGUUUACAUUCGCUGCAACAUUAUUACAUCGACUCAAGUUUGAGUUACCCGAAGGAGCAGAAAAGCCAAGUGAGGAACCACAAACUUCAGCCAUUGUGGCUUCUCCAGCAAACUUUAAAGUUGUGGCAAAGCAACGUCUCAUUAAAUAGACUUUUGACUGACUAGUUAAACGUUUAUUUAUUUGUUGAUUGCUAUGUUUAAAUCAUAUAAAACACAAAAAAACUGAAAUAAUUUUAUUUAUGACAAAAAAUGUUAAGGAAAAAAAUGUGCUGGAAUAUCGUUUGCAAGAUUAGGUUAUUCACGUUUACUGCAGCUUGUUGCAACCGUUCAAGUUUGAGCUUCCUGAAAGAGCAAAGAAACCGGAUGAAGAUGGAUCUCGCAUAGCAAUUGUUAUUUCUCCCGAGAAUUUCCAGGUUGUCGCAAGGAAAAGGUUUUGAGAAAUUGAUUUGCUAUCAUAUUGUUGCAGUGGUAUAAUUUUUUUGGUCAGAGUUUGAUUUAGGAAAAUAGAAAGACAAGGGUAGCAUAGCUAAUUUCAUAAAAACUUGUGAAAUUAUUUAUGGAAAUAAACACAUUCUAAACAGUUCUAAUGUAUCGUAACAUGUAAUUAUUAGUUUUAUGUACUAAAGAAAAUGUGUCAAACGA